UUAAAAUUUUUAUUUUCAAAUACAGAAACAGCAAUGUGGAAAUUCAACAAGUUACAAAGUUGGAAAAGUAAUUUCGAAACCAUCUCUCCUUACAUACAGGUCAAUAAUCUUUUACUGAAAAAAUAAAAAUAUGGCUGCUGGGUUAAAUAAGUACUGAUGGGGUAUUGAUAGGUGGUACAUAGAUUCGAUGAUAACUGAAUCUCUAUGUUCGUAAAUAUUCUUGGGCCAGUAACUUGAUCUGGGUAAGGAUUUCAGGGAGAGGCUGUUAAGGUGACAACAAGGUUUAUUAAAUUAACAGGGAUAGGAGUAAGGGAAGGGAUAGGGAUGAACUAACUAGGAACAGUUCUGGAUUCCCUCCCACCAAGGUCCAACAGGAUUUAUUUAGGCUGCAGAAAUGGUAUUCACAGGAGAUGGUCAUCUUAAGAAUUACCUAUUUUCUAUAUUUGUUGUAAAUUGUAUUUAAAAACAACUAUGUAGCUGUGCAACUUAGCAGAAGCUUUAAGUGCUAUUCUUUUCUCCUUUAGUUUUUUUGGAUGAAAAUGUCCAGUAUUAAAAUAUAAAGUAUGGAGCAAAAAAAUCUCGAAACGUCAAUUCUGGCGAGAAAUCGGGAAAGGUUAAGGUAUGAUUGCAAUACUUCCCCUCCAUGUUCUGCAACCCAGAACCCUCUUUAUCCUGUUAAUUGUAUUUCACAUUUAAUCUGCAAAUUGGACUUUCAUCACCCCUCCCGCCUUUGAGUUUUUACUUUUUUUUUUGCCGUUCUCUUACCACUGUAUCUAGACAACAACACACCAAAUUCUUAGAUUGAACUAGGAAAAUAGUUUGCAUUUCGUAGUUUGAAUUUUUUGGCGGGAAACAGGAAACAUGAGGAAGUAGGGCCCGACUGCCAAUCACAAGGUGAGCCAGCCUCCCUUCCCCCGACAUCCACGCGCCAAAAUUCCAAACAAGCCACUUCACCUCGGUUUCCGCUACCUCCGCGGCGCUCCGAGGCGCCGGGACUACAGAACGGAAAGAAGAAGUUCCUUUGGACCCUAGCCAAUCCCUCCAAACGGCUAGAGUUCUCUUUCUCCAUCCCCAUUUCUCGGACUGAGAGCGGGCCAGAGGGGUGUCCCCGACCUGGCCGGGGGUGUCCGUGCCCCAAGUGGCCACAUUGCUACGAAGAGAGGCGGAGUCUGCCGCGCAGGGAUCUGGGGCGGCCCCGUGUAUGCUGGCGGGGAGCUUGUGGCGCCAGAAUUCGUAGCGCCGAAGUGCCCGGCGCGACUGCCACCUCCUCCUGGCCCGCUCUAGUUCCUCAUUUGCCUGGAGGAGAAGAAAAUGGUGAUCCUACGCAGCAGCUCUGAGCUGCUUGGCCGCUCCUCGGCCUCUGCCGCGGCGCGGAGCUCGGCCGCAGACACGGGUGGCGCCAACUUCUCGGAUCCCCUGGACUCGAGCUCUGAGUUCCUCACGCUGGAGCCCCUCGGCAGCCGGAGGAGGCAGCUGCGGUCUAGCAGCGCCAUGGGCAAGGCGGCGGCUACCGCCUCCGCCCCGGCCUCCGCCGCAGCCACCCCCGCUUGUGUGACUCGUUCUUCAGUUAAGGAAGUUGAAAGCUUCAGUACACAUGCAUUGAGAUCAUUGAGGAAAACUGAACCACAUUCUUCAGACUCUAGUUUUGACAAGAAUAUGGAAAUAUCAAGUGUUACAACUAAUGGAAGACAUUUUACAAGGCAGUUGGCCAGACAGCAGGCUGAUAAUAAAAAAAAUGAAGAUUGCAAAGAAGACAAAGUGAUUCCAGUUACUCGCUCAUUGAGAACUAGGAAUACUGUUCAAACUACAGAGCAUCUUCAUGAAGAAAAUGGGGAUGUAGAAGUUCGCCGAAGUUGUAGGAUCAGAAGUCGUUAUAGUACUGUGAAUCAGUCUGUACUGUUUGACAAACUUAUAACAAACACAGCUGAAGCCGUAUUACAGAAAAUGGAUGAUAUGAAAAAGAUGCGCAGGCGUCGAAUGAUUGACUUGGAAGACUUGGGAGUAUUUAAUGAUGCAGAAGAAGAAAAUCUUGAUAUGUACUCUAGAGGAAAGCAAAAAAAUGUUCAAAGAACUGAUGAAGAAACUACUGAUAAUCAGGAUGGCAGUGUAGAAUCUUCUGAAGAAGGUGAAGACCAGGAAGAUGAAGACGAAGAUGAAGACGAAGAUGGGGAAGAAGAUAAUCAAAAACGCUAUGAUCUCAGACAAAGGAAGACUGCUGUACAUUACCAGGCUCCCCUGGAAAAACCCCGGCACCAGAGAAAACCUAAUAUGUUUUAUAGUGGCCCAGCUUCUCCUGCAAGACGAAGAUACCGAUUUAGUUCUGCGGGACCAAGAAGUCCUUACUGUAAGAGGAUUAACAGGAGAAGGCAUGCAAUUCAUAAUAGUGAUUCUACAUCUUCAUCUUCUUCUGAUGAUGAACAGCACUUUGAGAGGCGAAGGAAAAGAAGCCGUAAUAUAGCUAUUAGCAGGUGCCUCCCAUUGAAUUUUCGGAAAGAUGAGUUAAAAGGAAUUCAUAAAGAUCGAAUGAAAAUUGGUGCAAGCUUAGCUGAUGUUGAUCCAAUGCAAAUAGAUUCUUCGGUACGAUUUGAUAGUGUCGGUGGCCUUUCGAAUCAUAUUGCAGCUCUAAAAGAGAUGGUAGUCUUCCCAUUGCUUUAUCCAGAAGUCUUUGAAAGAUUUAAAAUUCAGCCACCAAGGGGAUGUUUGUUCUAUGGCCCUCCUGGGACUGGAAAGACACUUGUUGCCCGAGCACUUGCCAAUGAAUGCAGUCAAGGUGAUAAAAGAGUAGCUUUUUUUAUGAGGAAAGGUGCUGAUUGUUUGAGUAAAUGGGUAGGGGAAUCUGAACGACAACUACGUUUGUUAUUUGAUCAGGCUUAUCAAAUGCGUCCUUCAAUUAUUUUCUUUGAUGAAAUUGAUGGUCUGGCUCCUGUUCGAUCAAGCAGACAAGAUCAAAUUCACAGUUCUAUUGUAUCUACCUUACUAGCACUUAUGGAUGGACUGGAUAGUAGAGGAGAAAUUGUUGUGAUUGGAGCUACCAAUAGACUGGAUUCUAUUGAUCCUGCUUUACGAAGACCUGGCCGAUUUGACAGAGAAUUCCUUUUUAGUUUACCUGAUAAAGAUGCACGGAAAGAAAUUCUAAAGAUUCACACAAGAGAUUGGAAUCCCAAGCCAUUGGAUAUAUUUCUUGAAGAACUUGCAGAAAAAUGUGUUGGAUACUGUGGUGCAGAUAUUAAGUCCAUAUGUUCUGAAGCUGCUUUGUGUGCUCUACGUAGACGUUAUCCUCAGAUAUAUACAAGUAGUGAGAAACUACAAUUGGAUCUUUCAUCAAUUAAUAUCUCAGCUAAGGAUUUUGUAGUAGCUAUGCAAAAGAUAAUCCCAGCUUCUCAAAGAGCUGUAACAUCACCUGGACAGGCAUUGUCUGCUAUUGUGAAACCUCUCCUUGAAAGCACUGUCCAUAAGAUCUUAGGGGCCAUACAAAGAGUGUUUCCACAUGCAGAACUUGGUGCAAAUAAAGGACCAAAGUCAGAUGUCCCUGGGCCUCUACUAGAAAGUGACUUGGCAUAUAGUGAUGAUGAAGUUCUCUCAGUAUAUGAAAAUGGACUUUCUCAGAAAUCCUUCAAUAAAACAAAAGAAAAUAGUAAUUUCCUUCAUCUCAAUAGAAAUGCUUAUCACCAGCCUACAUCUUUUCGACCAAGAAUCUUGAUAGUAGGAGAGCCAGGAUUUGGACAGAGUUCUCACUUGGCACCAGCUGUGAUUCAUGCUUUGGAAAAGUUUACAGUGUAUACCUUGGACCUUCCUGUUCUUUUUGGAGUCAGUACCACAUCACCUGAGGAAACAUGUGCUCAGGUGAUCCGUGAAGCCAAGAGGACAGCCCCAAGUAUAGUCUAUGUUCCUCAUAUCCACUUAUGGUGGGAAACAGUUGGAUUAACACUUAAAGCUACUUUUACCACAUUGUUACAGAACAUUCCCUCAUUUGCUCCAGUUUUACUGCUUGCAACUUCAGACAUACAACACACUGCUCUUCCAGAAGAGGUACAAGAAUUGUUCAUUAGUGAUUAUGGGGAAGUUUUCAAUGUCCAGUUGCCUGGUGGUGAAGAAAGAACAAAAUUUUUUGAAGAUUUAAUUCUGAAUCAAGCUGCUAAGCCUCCUGCAUCCAAAAAAAAAGCAGUUUUACAGGCACUAGAGGUCCUGCCAGUAGCUCCACCACCUGAGCCAAAGCCUUUGACAGCAGAGGAAGUGAAACGUCUUGAAGAGCAAGAGGAGGAUACAUUUCGUGAACUUAGAAUUUUCUUAAGAAAUGUUACUCAUAGGCUUGCUAUUGACAAACGCUUCAGAGUAUUUACCAAGCCAGUUGAUCCUGAUGAGGUUCCUGAUUAUGUCACUGUAAUAAAGCAGCCAAUGGACCUGUCAUUAGUUAUCAGUAAGAUUGAUCUACAUAAAUAUCUGACUGUGAAGGACUACCUGAGAGAUAUUGAUCUCAUCUGUAGUAAUGCUUUAGAGUACAACCCUGACAGAGACCCUGGAGAUCGACUUAUAAGACAUAGAGCCUGUACUCUAAGAGAUACUGCCUACGCAAUAAUUAAAGAAGAACUUGAUGAAGAUUUUGAACACUUGUGUGAAGAAAUUCAGGAGUCUAGAAAGAAGAGAGGUUGCAGCUCUUCCAAAUAUGCACCAUCUUAUUAUCAUGUGAUGCCAAAGCAGAGUACAACUUCUGUUGAUGGGAAAAGAUUAGACCCAGAACAGAGUGAAAAGCUGAAGAUGCUCAAUGCCCCUAUGGCUUGUAGCACUCCUUCACUUUAUACUGCUCCAUCAAAAAAAAAGAUUCGAAGAAAGAGUAAAUGGUACUUUGGCACCAUAAAAAAAAGAAGGAAGAUUUCUCAAACCAAAGAAGAUAGCAGAAAUACAGAAGAUGACAAAAAUGAGAGUGAUGGAGAUCAAGAAAAUCAUGACACUAGUAUAGAUCACAAUGAAGCUGAAGUCACAGGAGAGUCUUCAGUGGAAGAAAAUGAAAAGCAACAAAAUGGUUCUGAAAAUAAAAUUGAGAUGGAAAAUAAAAGCAUUCAUGCUACUUGUGAUAGUGUUGUGAAUGAACCCGAAAAGGAAACUAAGAAGACUACAAUAAGUACAGAAUUAAGAAAAGAUAGGAUAACUUGCAAUGGAGAAAUUACUAACUGUCAAAUAACAGAGUAUUCUGAGGAUGUUGAAGCAAAGGAAACCUGUGUUCUUAGGAUGACUCGAGCCAGACGUUCCCAGGUUGAGCAGCAGCAACUCAUCAGCGUUGAAAAGGCUUUAGCAAUUCUCUCUGAACCCACACUCCCACUUAUUGUGGACCAUGAACAGCUAAAAAAUCUUUUGAAUAUUACCAUUAAGAAAAGUCAAGAGUACAAUAUAUUUCAGUUGGAAAAAUUAUAUGCAAUAAUUAGCCAGUGUAUUUAUCAACAUCGCAAGGACUAUGACAAAACCCAACUAAUUCAGAAAAUGGAACAAGAAAUCAAAAAUUUUAGUUGUUCCAAAUCAUGAAGUUCUGAGGAUCAGCUUUCUUCCAUUUGACAUCUCAUUUUGGUCACGUUUAUUGUCUCUGCAGAGCUGAUGCAAAAUUGAAUUUCUACGUAUUUAAGAUAUAUUGUUUUUAAAAUACUGCUAAAGUGUUUUAACUGGUUUUAAUUUUGUAUA
Molecule: messenger RNA, 5670 nt
Organism: Gracilinanus agilis (Agile Gracile Mouse Opossum)
Lineage: Eukaryota; Metazoa; Chordata; Mammalia; Didelphimorphia; Didelphidae
Gene: ATAD2
Product: ATPase family AAA domain containing 2
Exons: 28
Coding region: 1312-5517 (1401 amino acids)
Biological process (GO): positive regulation of transcription by RNA polymerase II
Cellular component (GO): nucleus
Molecular function (GO): ATP hydrolysis activity; histone binding; ATP binding
Source: RefSeq, a predicted model, not a curated record